Brassica rapa (field mustard) is the source of this 2282-nucleotide messenger RNA. Its product is annotated as transcription factor BEE 1. Gene Ontology annotation, cellular component: nucleus. The record is from RefSeq and is a predicted model, not a curated record. Gene Ontology annotation, molecular function: DNA-binding transcription factor activity; protein dimerization activity. Lineage: Eukaryota; Viridiplantae; Streptophyta; Magnoliopsida; Brassicales; Brassicaceae. Gene Ontology annotation, biological process: regulation of DNA-templated transcription.
ACCCAGCCAUCUUGGAGAUUAAAAAUAAUCCAGAAAAUUGUAUCAAGCAUGGAAUCCAUAAUAAUGGUCAUUUCACCAUCUUUUAGGUUUAGAUAAAUAAAGUUUUUUAACGUCAUGGUUAUUUAUUUCACUGAAUAUUGAUAUAAUAUGUUUUCAUUUUUAAUCAUAUAACGGCAUCAAAUCAAUGUUAAUAAUCAACCAAGGAUGAUCGAUCACUGAAAUUUAAAAACGUCACAAACUUAUUAGUAUAUAUUACGAGUUUGAAGCCUAACUUUUUGCUUCCAAAAUUUCCUAAUUAAAGCACACCAGUUUAGGGAGUAGAUAUUUUGCUACUUCUAAUAAUGAACAAGUUAGAGGGUAAGUCGUCUUGAAUGGAUGUAAUUGCAUGUCAAUCAUAUCCCUCUACCAUUCAUAAUUGAAGCAAUGGCCCAACUAAAUAUUGACCUUUGUUGCAACCUAACUCUUCCCUAUAACUUAGUGUUUGAUCAUCAAAAAGGACAAAAACUCAGCAAAUGUCGAUAAAUUAUUUUCUUACCUAGAUAUUAUAUUAUUUGGUAACUGACAAAAUUUACAUAAAUAUAUGAAGAUACAAUAACAAGAUACAAAAACUAUAUAUAUCGUCAACUUCGGUUUUAUGUUAAAAAAAUAUUAGAACCCCUGUUUUUUACUUAAUACACAACUCCAACCUCUUACUACAUGUUUUCACUCAUCUCCAUAUUCCACAAGUUCUUUUCCUUCUAUCUCAUACACAUAUACUUUUUUAAGUUCUGUCGAUUUCUUGGCAUUAGCCAUUUGGAAGCAUAAGUUGACAAAUGGAUGUGAUGUUUUACCCAAUAUGCCAACAUAAAACCCUCCCUAUAAAAAUAAUAAAAAAUAUUUUUAUUAAGCUAAGCUUUGACAUGAACUUAGUUUGACUACAUCCAUUUCAUUGUCUUCCCAAAAUAUUAAAAAUUAGUUAAAAGACAACCAAACUAUUUCGUAACCUUACAACCAAACUAUAAAUAAAUAUGUUUAGUUCUUCCCCCUUGCAAAGAGAGAAGCCUUGUAGGACCCACAACCAAAACAAUGGACCCACUUCCCUUGUUUGGCCAUAUCUUCCCGACACACAAAUCCCAGAAGGUUCACUUGCCCACGUGUCUCUCCCUUUAUUUCUUUAGUCUCAUUCUACAUUUCUUUUUCUCCAUUAUUAAAUCAAAAUACUAACUAUAAAUCAAAAUUAAAAAAACUCCAAAUGAUCAAUAUAAAUGUCUCAAGCUUUUGUAUCAUAAACCAAUUCAAACUGAUAUUUCAAUUCAUUAUAUCAAAAUGGCGAAUUUCGAGAACCUAUCUUCCGAGUUUCAGACAAUAGCCAUGGAUAUAUAUUCUUCCAUGACUCAAGCUGCAGAUCUAAAUAAUAACAACAACAUUAGCAGUAACCUUCAGUUUCAAACGUUUCCUCCUUUCUCCACUUGUCUCGACUCUCUCUUCCUUCAUCAUCGUCAUCCACAACAACUACUUGAUCUUCCCGGGAAAUAUCCAGGCAGUGAUAAUAAUCUCUCCACGACUUCAACUUUGUAUCAUUCCAGUCACAACAACGUCGACGAGACCAAGAAGAGAAAAGCUUUGUUACAACCUUUGUCUUCAUCGGAGAACAGUAGCGUCUCUGAUCAGCUGAAUAUCAAUACCACCGAAACUGGUUGUUCGAGAAGAGGUAAGAGGUUGAAGAAGAAGAAUCAAGAAGAAGAGAAAGAGAGAGAAGUUGUUCAUGUUAGAGCCAGAAGAGGCCAAGCCACUGAUAGCCACAGCUUAGCAGAGAGGGUUCGGCGAGGGAAAAUUAACGAGAGAUUGAGAUGCUUGCAAGAUAUUGUUCCCGGAUGUUAUAAGAGUAUGGGAAUGGCUACGAUGCUUGACGAGAUUAUAAAUUAUGUCCAGUCUCUACAAAAUCAAGUCGAGCUUCUCUCGAUGAAACUCACUGCUGCAAGCUCGUUUUAUGACUUCAACUCAGAGACCGAUGCUGUUGAUUCCAUGCAGAGAGCAAAGGCUCGUGAGGCAGUGGAGAUGGGGAGACAAACAAGAGAUGGGAACCCUGUCCUCCAUUUAUCAGCAUGGUCCCUUUGACUUAUGUUUUCCCCUUUUCUUAUUUUUAAUAUUUUCCCGAAAAUAUUCUUAUAUUCAUUUGAAUGUAAUAUGUUGUUAUAUGACCCAACUUGGGAUAGUAUUUGUAAUCUAUAUACUUGUAAUUUCGAAAUUAUAAAUUUGUUGGUGGCUUAUAUUGUUCUAAUGUAAAUGUCUCAAUUCUCAUU